Molecule: messenger RNA, 2138 nt
Organism: Hyalella azteca
Lineage: Eukaryota; Metazoa; Arthropoda; Malacostraca; Amphipoda; Hyalellidae
Product: caspase-1-like
Exons: 7
Coding region: 83-1015 (310 amino acids)
Biological process (GO): apoptotic process; proteolysis
Cellular component (GO): cytoplasm
Source: RefSeq, a predicted model, not a curated record
GUUUCGACACGCAUCAGCAGAAAGCAAUUCCGCAAAAACAGUAAUACAAAUACGAAUAAUUAAAGAAGCGAACCGAUUAAACAUGGCGGAACAAGAGGAGCGAACGUCAGGAGUUCAGCCAGAGACUGAGCAACAGCCGGACGAUGCUGACUCAAGCAAGUUUUGCCUUAGAUUUUGUUGCACCAAAGAGGUGGAGGGCCGCCCUGUCAACAUCAGCACUCUGACGCUGGCAGAUGACGAGUUCUACAACAUGAACCACAAGCGCAGGGGUGACUGCAUCAUCUUUUCUCACGACAAAUAUGACAGUAAAAUGCACCUUGGGCAGCGUGACACUUCAUCCGCCGAUGCCAAACUGUGCCAGAAGACUUUCCAAAAACUCGGGUUUGAGGUUCAAAUUCACAAUAACCUGAAGAAAAAAGAUCUUCUCGAUAUCCUGCAGAAAGAGAGCGAGCGCGACCACAGCGACUGCGAUGCGUUGGUCGUUGUCUUCAUGAGCCACGGCGAGAACCUGAAGGGCUUGGAAUAUUUGUGCGCCUACGACGACAAAUUCCGCACCACGAAGUUGUGGGAGCCGUUCACGGGGGACAAGUGCCCCACGCUGGCGGGGAAACCAAAGCUAUUCUUCAUUCAGGCUUGUCGCGGCGACAAGAUAGACAAAGGCGUCGGGCUGCGCGUGACUACCGACAGCAUCGCGUUCACGGCGGAGGAAUACGUAGUGCCUGCGCACGCCGACCUCCUCGUCAUGUGGGGGUCCUUCGAAGGUUUGUUUUCGUUCCGCUCGUCCAGAGGAGGCAUAAAUGGAAGCGUCUUCCUUCACUUCCUGAGCCUCGCCCUGAAGGAGGAGGGCACCUCGACCCCCCUAAUGGACAUCCUCAUCAAGGUGACCCGGCGAGUUGCGCUCGACUUCGAAUCGAAGGUUGGGGCAGGCCACGUCCUGGACUGCAACAAGCAGGUGCCCCACAUCUCCAGCACGCUCACCAGGAAGCUGCUCUUCACUCAACCAAGCAAGAAGUAACCUUGUCUGAGAGAUUCUGAACGCUGAAGUCUUAACUAGACUUCGUUAUCACUAUAGUGCCCCACGCUGGUUUCUGAUUACGCUCAAAGCAUCAAAUGAAAUCCUUAUAGGCAAUCUAGUCCCUGUGGCCUGUACAGUAAACUAAUGUCCGGGCGAGUAAAAUAUCAAGAGCGCAGUGUCUACUUCUUGGAAAAAAAAACAAUACAUAAAACUAAUCAAUUGAAAUUCUGAAAUUAUUAGCAAAACCCCCUAUCAGUCCGACUGAGAAAUCUAGAACCAUGUAAGAAGAAUGUAAAACUUUGGACUGCUUUUACAUCCAAAUAAUAAUUAUUAUGAACGAAAUGAUCUUUGUCAAAUAGAACGUUAUGACCUUCAUGAAGUUAUCACCGUCAUUUUUCUGCUUUAUGAAGCAGAAAAAAAUUUAAAACGUUACAUUGAACAGCAACCAUAUAAGGUUCAGCAGCUUCAGUUUUCAAUUCCGUGGGUUAAUAAAAUGGUCUAUGAUUCACACAAGCGAAUUUUCAAUUGAUAAGUCGAAAUUUACCGCUUUUCUUGUGUUUGAACUAGAAGGGUGUUUCAAAGUUGUUACCAUAAUUUGUGAGGGGAUAAUACAGGUGAUGUUAUGAUGACGAAGGAAAACCCUUAUCAAUAAAAAAAUAUCAAGAUAACCAAAUACAUUACACGCUUUAAGCUGUAAAUGCUGUAUUUUUCGGCUACCAGAGAGCGAUAAACUGUAGAUAAGAGUUGAGUGAUUCGAGGCGGUGUAUACACAAUUUAUUUCCUUCCAUAAGAUAUGAUUCAUUUUCCGUUUUCCAGUAACUCUUCAACUUACUUGAACUCCUGGUGGUAUUGAUGAGGAAUACCAGUCACGAAUAUAACUUUUUAUUUUUCUGAUUAUAAUCAAAGAAAUAAAAUUUAAUAUAAAUUAAAUGCGGAACAUAUUUAUAUUAGUAAACAUUGUAACAAGUAAUCGUGUAAGAACCCUUGAAAUUUCUUCCAUCCAUAACCCAUAUAUAUAUAUUAGUGUUAAUACUUAUUAUAAGUGGAAAAGCGCAGAAAUAACUGAUUCGUCCAAAGAUUUCAUUGUGAUUAAUAUUAUUAUGAAUAAAUUUGUUCACUCAAG